AUGCAAACUUGGAAUGAUAAGCACAAGAGCAAUUUAAUUCUCUUCAAAGCUCUUGACUUGGUUGAAGAAGAAGAGCAGAUUACACAUCAAACUUUCAAGUUUGAUCCUGAUGACCUAGGGAAUGAGAAAGAAUACACAUCCGUCAAGGCUCAUAUUCAAGAAAAAGAUUCAAAAGAGCCAUCUGACAACUAUUCGCUCAUGUACAAGGUUGAGACCUCUUUCUUCAAAGGUCUUGACUUGGUUGAAGAAGAAGAGCAGAUUACACAUCAAACUUUCAAGUUUGAUCCUGAUGACCUGGGAAAUGAGGAAAAAUACACAUCUGUCAAGGAAAAGAUUCACAAGAGCCAUCUGACAACUAUUCACUUACAUAUAAGGUUGAGGUGCACUGUGUUUGAGACCCUUUCAUCAUCAUGUCGCUCUUCUCUCGCUUUUUGA
Messenger RNA from Suillus fuscotomentosus, 435 nucleotides. RefSeq lists its product as uncharacterized. Bases 1 to 435 code for a protein of 144 amino acids. NCBI's taxonomy places the organism in Eukaryota, Fungi, Basidiomycota, Agaricomycetes, Boletales, Suillaceae. The transcript is spliced from 2 exons. The record is from RefSeq and is a predicted model, not a curated record.